AUGUCUUUGUGGUUCCUCUUCCUCUUUCUGUGGUUACAACUACCUUCGGCUGAGGGAAAGCAAGAAACUGUUUGUGCUGUGACUGAUCCUUUCCAGUUCCCAUUUGAGUAUAAUCAGAAAGGUGACCAAAUCAUCGGAGAGAUAACAUCUCAGCUUGGCUUUGUAUUUGAUGAGUUGUCUUUCAGUGAGCACCCUAAAACCGAGUCAGUUUAUGAACUUCUGGCUAUCUCGAAGAAAUAUCAGCAUAUACUGUCCUUGGUAUUUGCUGUGAAGGAGAUCAAUGACAACACAAAGAUCCUAACAAAUGUCACCCUGGGCUUUCACAUCUAUGACAGCUAUACAAAUGCGAGAAUGACUCACCAGAACACAUUGAAGCUUCUGUCCACCACAGAAAGGAUUUUUCCCAACUUCAAAUGCGACAAGAAAAAGAAUCUGAUAGCGGUUAUUGGAGGACUUGACUCCGACAUUUCCCUUCACAUGGCUAUUCUCUUAGGCAUAUACAAGAUCCCACAGCUUAACCUUUUCUUGAAAAGCAUCUCAUUUAACAACAGUGGGGGUGAUACCGUUUCUUUUGAUGAGAAUGGUGAAUUAGCAUCUGGAUACGAUAUUGUAAAUUGGGUGAUUUUCCCAAAUCACUCCUUUUUCAAGGUGAAAGUAGGAAUGAUGGACCCAUGGGCAUCACCAGGCCAAGAAUUCAGAGUGAACGAGAAGGCCAUCACAUGGAACAGUGCAUUUAAUCAGGCGCUUCCCCUUGCCAGGUGUAAUGACCACUGCCAUCCUGGCUACAGCAGAAAAAAGAAAGAGGGAAAGCCAUUUUGUUGCUAUGAUUGUGCUCCAUGUCCAGAAGGGAUGAUUUCAGACAAAAAUGACAUGAUUACUUGCUUCAAGUGCCCAGAAGAUUGCUUCCCAAACAAGGAACAAGAUCAAUGCAUCCCUAGGCUCCUGAAUUUCCUCUCUUUCUCAGAACCUUUCGGUAUCACUUUAUCUCUCUUGGCUCUGUCUUUUUCUUUGAUCACUGCUUUUGUGCUCAGAGUCUUCACUAAGUAUCAAGACACUCCCAUUGUCAAGGCCAACAAUCGGGACCUCACCUAUGCUCUGCUCAUCUGCCUAUUGUUCUGCUUCCUCUGCUGCUUCCUAUUCCUUGGCUGGCCUCACACAGUGACCUGCUAUUUAAGACAAACAGUUUUUGGAGUCAUCUUCACUGUGGCUCUUUCAAGCAUAUUGGCAAAAACUGUCACUGUGGUUUUAGCAUUUGCAGUCACCAAACCAGGAUCCAGGAUGUUGAAAUGGGUUGGGAAACAAAUUUCCCAUUUCAUUCUCUUUGGUUGCUCCUUUGUUCAAGUCUGUAUUUGUACUGUAUGGCUAAGUACUGCUCCUCCCUUCCCAAAUUUUGAUAUGCACUGCCUGGCAGAAGAAAUAAUAGCAGAAUGCAAUGAAGGGUCAGUUUUUAUGUUCUAUUGUGUCUUGGGGUACUUGGGAUUUCUGGCCACGGUCAGCUUCACUGUGGCAUUUCUGGCCAGGAAGUUGCCGGACAGCUUCAAUGAGGCCAAGUUCAUCACUUUCAGCAUGUUGGUGUUUUGUAGUGUUUGGUUGUCCUUUGUGCCCUCUUACCUGAGCACAAAGGGGAAAUACAUGGUGGCUGUGGAGAUUUUCUCUAUCUUGGCCUCCAGUGCUGGGUUGCUGGGUUGCAUAUUUGCCCCUAAAUGCUACAUAAUAAUUCUGAGGCCUCAUUUGAACACUAAGGACCAAUUAACCUGGAGAAAAUAUUAA
Messenger RNA from Podarcis muralis (Common wall lizard), 1770 nucleotides. The record is from RefSeq and is a predicted model, not a curated record. Lineage: Eukaryota; Metazoa; Chordata; Lepidosauria; Squamata; Lacertidae.